Messenger RNA from Closterium sp. Naga37s-1, 6081 nucleotides. The record is from the annotation of a GenBank genome assembly. NCBI's taxonomy places the organism in Eukaryota, Viridiplantae, Streptophyta, Zygnematophyceae, Desmidiales, Closteriaceae.
AUGAACCGAAGCGAGCUUUUGCGGGAGCUGCAGCGGCGGGAGGAGGAGGCCGCGCGGGAGCAGCUGCUGCUGCUGCGACGAAUGCGCGAGGCGGAGAGGGAAAGGGCGCAGGGGGGCGGGGGAAUGGGGAGGGGGGAAGUGGGGGGAAACGGGAGACGGGAGGCGCGGCAGGAGCUGCAGGACGGGCGGCAGCAGCAGCUGGCGCAAGAGCGGCAGGCGCAGGGGCAAGAAGCGGAGCAGGUGUACUACGACUUCAGUCGCAUACGUCCUCGCGAACCGUCGCCUCCUAGGUUACCCAGAGACGCGCUCCCGUGGGUGCUGCUAGCCGGGGGCGCUGUGGCGGCAGCAGCGGUGGUGCACCACAAGCGGCGGUGCCACCGAAGCAGGCAGCAGCACGCCGCCGCGGAGUCAGUAGUCGGCUCCUCAGGCCCCCCUCUUGGCGCGUGCUCCGCCCCCCUAUUCUCCCCCCAUGGCCCCCCAUUCUCCCCGCACGCCUUGCACUCCCCGCUCGCCCCGUACUCCGCCGUCCCCCCGUCCGCCUUCCCCCAUGGCUCUCCACCAAGGCCCUCCCAGCGGUCGCCCCUGGCGUCCGCGCCCUACUCCUCCGCCUCUUCCGCCCGUUCCCUCGCCUCCUGCCCUGGCGCGUCCCCCCGUUAUAAGCACGUCGCGCCCUCCUCCUGCAAUCACGGCGCGCGCUCAUGCACCAGCGGCCCCCUCGUUAGAGGAACGCCCGGUAUGGGCGCGCCUGUGGCGGAAUCUUCCCCGCAGAAGGAGCUAUCAGGGGCGCUGUCGGGCCUGUACGCGGACCAUCUCCGCCCCCACGCCCUCUCCCCCGCCCACGCGCUCAGCACAGGGCCCGGGCGCGCAGCAGCCAUCAGCGCAGCAGGCGGGUGGGGAGGAGGCGGGGGAGGGGGAGGGAGAGCGGGAGGAGGCGCGGGGAGAGGAGAAGCGGGGAAUGGGGAGGGGGGAGGCGCAGGGAGUGAGGGAUCCCCGCUGCCAGGCGGGCUGGCAAGCUGGCUGCGGGAGGAGAGGGAGAGGGGGCAGGGCGGGCGAGAGGGGAUGGAGCGGAGGGAGGGGCGAAGGUUGGCGGAUGCGGGUGGGCAGCAGCACGUGGACAUGGAUGGGCGGAUGGAUCGAGAGGCCGUGCAGUCAGGUCCUUCUCAGGGGAAAGAUGGAGGUGAGAGGCACACAUGGGGUGGGAGAGAGGAAUGCGUUUUGACUGGACUCAAAACACACUCGGAUGCGGGUGGGCAGCAGCACGUGGACAUGGAUGGGCGGAUGGGUCGAGGGGCAGUGGAGCCAGCUUCUUCUCAGGGGAGAGAUGGAGCUCCCUCCCCUUUUCCUGCAUCUCAAUUUCCCCUGGCAUCUCCUCCUCCCUCUACCCCCCCGCCUCCUGCUGGAUCGCCCACUGCACUCGCGCCCGCUCCACCAGACGCCGCCGCUGCUGCAGCUGGUGGUGUUGAUGGUCUAGCUGAUGGCUCAAGGCAGGAAGGUGCUGUGGUGAAUGGAGAGGUGUUGAACAAGGCUCUAAAGGCGGGCGGCCUGCCGGCUCUCCAUGGGCUCUCGCUCUGCUCGUCCUCGUCAGUGUCUUCUGCUCUGCUGCCUGCUGCCCCUGCUGUAGAGGCAGGGGGAGGAGGAGGAAGAGGUGGAGAGGGAGGAGGAGCUGAGAGGGCAGCGAGGGAGGAAGCCGAGACACGGGCGAGGCAGCUGAAAGCUGAGCUGGAAAGACUGGCUGCUGAGCUGGCAUUGAAAGAGGCAGGCGCAGCGGAGCAAAGGGAAACGGAGAGGAGGGAGAUGAGGGUGGGGGAUAAUGAGGGAGGAAAGGAGGAGCGUGGGCUUGUGUGUGGGAAGGAGGCAGGGAGAGCAGGGGCUGGGGAGGAUGUGGGCUCAAAUGUUGUGUGUAGCUCUGGAUUCGAGAGUGACUGUAACGAAGGGGGUGGUAAAGAGGUGGAGAAAAAUGAGGAGGACAGCGAAGGUAGGAGAGAGGGAAAAUGGGAGGAGGGGGAGGAGGUGGAAAGGGAUGGUGAUGGUGAUGGUGAUGGUGAUGGUGAUGGUGAUGGUGAUGGUGAUGGUGAUGGUGAUGGUGACGGUGGGAAUGACGGUGCGAGUGAUGGUGGGAGUGAUAUUGGGAGCGAUGCUGCGGGGAUGAUAGCAGAGGCAGUGGCGGCAGUAAUGGAGGAGGCGAGGGAGGAGAUGGAGCAGGUGAAGGCUGCUGCCCGCGCUGCUGCUGACGAGGCUUAUGCUAAAGGGAGGGCGGAGGGGAGGAAGGAGGGGAGGGAGGAGGCGUGGAGGGAAGGGAUGGAGGAUGUGGGAUUGGAUGGGAGGAUCGCGGGGAGGAAGGAAGGGAGAGGGGAGGGGAAAGAGGAAGGGAGGAAGGAGGGGAGAGAGGAAGGGAGGAGGGAAGGGAAAGAGGAGGGGAGGAGGGAAGGGAGAGAGGAGGGGAGGGCAGAAGCGGUGCAGAUCGCACAGGGGGAGCUGGAGGAAGCUGCAAGGAAGGUGCGGGAGCUGGAAGAGCGAGUGGCUAGAGCUGAAGACAUGGUCCUGAUGAACAGUAAAGAGUGCAGCACUGGGGCUCCUCAGGAGGGCACAAUCCGCGUUAUAAACAGUUCCAUGAAUAAUACCAUGGACAGCGCCAUAAACAGUGGAAUAAACGAUACUGUAGACAGUACCACGAGCAAUGCACCAAACGGUACAACUCCUGCUGUGGCUGCCUCUGACGUUGCAGCAGCAGCUAUGGCGAGUCUCAAGUCACUCGAGCAGCAAGUGAGAGAGGGCGAGGAGAGGGAGAGGGCGUGGCAGGGGAGGCUAGAGGCAGCAGAGCAGGCAAGAGACGUGUUGCACGCUCAGGCAGUGGCUGCAGCAGAAGCUGCGACUGCUGCAGCUGAGGCGGUAGCAGCAGCAGCCGAGAGUGAAGCAGCGGCAGGGAGAGAGGCGGUUAGAGAGGUGGAGAGAUUGCUUGGGGAGGAGAGGAGAAGGUGUGAGGGGUUGGGGAGGGAGGUGGAAAGAGAGGGGAGGAGGUGUCGGGAGUUGGAGGGAGUGGUGGAGAGGGAGAGGAGGAGGUGUGAGGAGCUGUGGAGAGAGGUGGAGAGGGGUAGGGAGAGGUGCACGGAGAUUGGGGAGGAGCUGAGGAGGGAGAGGGAGAAGGGGGAGAGAGCGAGGUUGAUCGUGCAGCAAGAGAGGGAGAAGGAGUGGGAGAGGACGGAGAGGCAGGCAGAGGAGGCUGCACUUGUGCUGCAACAAUUUGAGCAGUUGGCUGCUGCUGUGGUUGAUGCUGUAGUGAGUAGGGUGACUUCUGAGUCGAGUCAGGAGGCUGGUCUUGCGCUGCAGCAGUUUGAAAGUUUGGCUGGUGCUGUGAUGGAUAUUGUGGUGACUAGGGUGACUUCUGAAUCGACUCAAGAGGCUGGUCUAGUGCUGCAGCAGUUCGAGCAUAUGGCUGCUGCUGUGGUUGAUACGGUGGCGGCUGGGGGUAGAGAGAAGGACGGUGAGGUAGAGAGGGGUCUGCAGCAGGUGAACCGGGAGAGGGGAGAGGGGGAGACGGAAGGAAGCAAGCCGGAAGAGAGGAGGGGUGUGAGGGAGAGUGAGGAGCUCAAGUCACGUGUGAAGGAGCUUGAGGCCAAGAUUCAGGAAGCUUCUGAGAAGGAGAGGUAUACAAUGGAGAUUGCAGCAGUUGCCUUGGCGUCAGCUGUGGGUGAGGCGGUUAGGAAGGCGGUGAAAGCACAGGCUGAGAAGGAAGCUGUCGCUUCUGAGAAGGAGAGGUAUGCGAUGGAGAUUGCAUCGAUUGCCUUGGAGUCAGUGGUGUGUGAGGCGGUAGCACAGGCAGUAGCACGGGCUGAGAAGAAAGAAGCGGAAGCUUCUGAGAAAGAGAGGUAUACGAUAGAAAUCGCAGCAGCUGCCUUGGAGUCAGCGGUGGGUGAGGCAAUAAAAAUAGCACAGGCUGAGAAGGAUGCGGAAGCUUCUGAAAAAGAGAGGUAUACAAUGGAGAUUGCAUCGAUUGCCUUGGAGUCAGUGGUGUGUGAGGCGGCUAGAAAGGCAGCAGUAGCACGGACUGAGAAGGACGCAGAAUUUUCUGAGAAAGAGAGGUAUACGAUGGAGAUUGCAUCGAUUGCCUUGGAGUCAGCAGUGGGUAAAGCAGUAACACUAGCACAGGCUGAGAAGGAAGCAGAAGCUUCUGAGAAAGAGAGGUUUAUGAUGGAAAUAGUGGGGAUUGCGCUGGAAGGGGUAGAAGAGGCGGUAGUAAGUCAGGCCGUUGCCAAGGCAGAGGCUCGGAUGCACAAGGCUGAGAAACAGGUUCGGGAGAAGGUACGGGAGGAGGUCUGGGAGCAGGUUCGAGAGGAAGUUCGGGAAAAUGUUUGGGAGGAGGUUUGGCCCGAAGCUGAGCAGAAGGCUCGGGAGAAGCUGAAUGCUGCGCGGGCAGCUGUUGCCAAAGCCGAGGCUGCUGUGGAGGCUCGGAGUGCUGCUGUGGUGGAGGAGGGGCGAGUGAGGAUGGAGGAGAGGGUAAGACGGGAGGAGGGGCUGAGGGAAAGGGAGGAGAGAGUGAGGGAGGGAGAGGAGAAGUUGGAUGAAGAUGUUUGGCUCUUAGAGGAGGCUCUUAGGCGGCGGGACGAGCAACUGCUGCUCUUAGCUAAGAGGGAGGAGGAGGUAGGGAAAAAGGAGGAGGAAAUAGUGCAGAGAGAGGAGGAGGUGAGGAAGGGAGGGGAGGUGGAAAGGGAAGGAGAUAUGGGGGAUGGGGGAAUUGAGGCAGCUGCAGAGCAGGCUGCUGCCACGGCUGUAGCGGCAUCUGUAGCAGCAAAGGGAUCGGCGACUGCAGCUGUAGCAGCGAAGAAAUCUGUAUCAGGCUGUGCAAAGGAUGAAGGGGGAGUGGGGCUGGAGGAAAGGAAAUGGAUGGAGGAUGGGGAAGGACCUGAGGAUGAUGGAGAGGGGGAGACGGAGGAGGCAGAGGGGGAGGAGGAGGUGGAAGGGGAGGGGGAGGGGGAGGGGGAUGACGUGGAAGGGGAAGGGGAUGACAUGGAUGGGGAGGGGGAUGACGUGGAUGGGGAGGGGGAUGACAUGGAUGGGGAGGGGGAUGACGUGGACAGCAUGCUGGAGGAGCUCUUGGGAUUGGCCGAGAGUGGAGGGGCGGAUGGGGAGGCGGAUAGCAGGCAGAGCAAGUAUGUGGCAUGGAACGGUGGUGGCAAGGCUGCUGGCUGCUGGAGGCACGGCAUGGUGAAUGGUUCGGUUAGUGAUGGUAGAGGUACCGUGGAUGGCUGUGGUGCUGAUGAUGGUGCUGCUGCCUGUGUGAGUCGUGAUCUUAAUGGUGAUGACAAUAGUGAAGAGGAUAGUGGUGGCAUUGCUAGUAGUGAUGGCAGUGGUAGUGACAAUGAUGUGAGUCAUAAUGACGAGGAGGAGGACGAGGAUGAGGAGGAAGAUGAGGAGGAAGAGGAGGAGGAAGGUGCAAGGAAGCAGGUGGAGAGGAGCAUUUUUGCAGCUUUGGAGGAGAUGAAGCAGUGGAGUGCGGGUGUUGCGCUUUUCUCUUUCCCAUCCCAUCACCCCCUUCCCUCAUUCCCGUCCCACCGUCUCCUUCCCCCUUUCCCAUCCCAUCACCCUCUUCCCUCUUUCCCAUCCCACACCCCCAUUCCUCUUUCCCAUCCCAUCAACCCCUUCCCUCUUUCCCAUCCCAUCACCCCCUUCCCUUCCAUCAUCCCCCUUCCGUCUUUCCCGUCCCAUCAACCCCUUCCCUCUUUCUCCCAUCACCCCCUUCCCUCUUUCUCCCAUCACCCCCUUCCCUCUUUCCCAUCCCAUCACCCCCUUCCCUUCCAUCAUCCCCCUUCCGUCUUUCCCGUCCCAUCAACCCCUUCCCUCUUUCUCCCAUCACCCCCUUCCCUCUUUCUCCCAUUACCCCCUUCCCUCUUUCCCAUCCCAUCAACCCCUUCCCUCUUUCCCAUCCCAUUACCCCCUUCCCUCUUUCCCAUCCAAUUAGCCCCUUCCCUCUUUCUCCCAUCACCCCCUUCCCUCUUUCCCAACCCAUCAUCAGGGUCGUCCCUAGGGUCUGAGCCUACCCCCGAUUCCACCCAGCCAGCAGCAGAGGCGGACAUGCCUGUCUGA